This is a messenger RNA of Aphidius gifuensis, 1095 nucleotides long. Its product is annotated as CD63 antigen-like. Bases 128 to 991 code for a protein of 287 amino acids. Gene Ontology annotation, cellular component: membrane. The transcript is spliced from 6 exons. The record is from RefSeq and is a predicted model, not a curated record. Lineage: Eukaryota; Metazoa; Arthropoda; Insecta; Hymenoptera; Braconidae.
GUCAUAUCGCUGGCAGCUUUUCUCUGAGUCAUUAUCAGCAAGAUAACAAGAGUCGACAGCCACCUGAAUGUGUCGUACUUAUAUUUUAACAAAAUAAAAAAUACGCCAGUUUACAGUUGUCUUUAUAAUGGCUGCGACGCACCUCGAAAUGGGCCUAAGGUGCAUCAAAUAUCUUCUGUUUGGUGUUAAUGCAUUAUUUGUGCUUACUGGAGUUAUGAUAAUAUCGAUUGGCACAACAAUAUACGCUGUUUAUGAAGAUUUUCAACAUUUUUUAGACCAAACUUAUUUUUCACCAGCUUCUGUACUAAUGGUACUUGGUGUUUUAAUAUUUGUCAUCGCAUUUUUUGGUUGUUAUGGUGCUAUCAAAGAAAGUACCUGCAUGGUACUCGUGUUUGCAUUUUUAUUGACAAUUGUUUUAAUUGUUGAAGUUGGUACAGCAUUUUCGGCUUAUUUACUUCAAGAUAAAAUAACGAGUGUCAUAAGAGACAAUAUAAAUUCAACAAUGCAACAAUAUAAAUACAAUACUGAAGCUGCUGCUGGAGUUGAUUUUAUGCAAUCAAGGUUACAAUGUUGUGGAUUCAAUGGACCAUAUGAUUGGGAAAAUAUAUUAAAUAAUGAAAAUAAAGAUUUUCCUGGGCCAGAUUCAUGUUGUGCAUUUACUGCUGUUGUUGAUGAUGAUAAUAAAAUAUGUGCCGGACCAUACCAGCAUGGUUGUCUUGAACGUUUGAUAAUGAUUGUUCACAGAAGUGCAUUGAAUCUCAGCACAGCUGCAAUUGCGAUCGCUUUGAUUCAGUUCACGGGAAUAAUGUUUGCCUGGACACUUGGUCAGGCAAUACGAAAACAAAAGACAGCUAGAGAAAAAAGAAGAUGGGAGCUCAGAGAAAAUAUUGUCAGUGGGUAUCAGCCUUUGGGAAAAACUGAUCCCUUCACAACUUAUCCAGUUGUUUAUAUGAAAUCUUCAGCUCCAUUUGAAGCUUCUUUAGUACCCUAAUUUAUGUAACAUGAUUAUUUGUUUUUUUUUUUCUAUACAAACAUCAAUGAGUAUCUUUAAAAAACAUUUAAUAAUGUGAAUGAUAUCAUAGUUUGCGAUAAAAU